CCGACCGCGAGGUGUAAACAAAUUAUUACAAGCGGCAGAAUUUGAUAAAUAUUUUCAAAAUAUUGCACGCAAUUUGUUUUUUGAAAGCAAGUACACAUUCAUAAAUACACAUUGCAUAGCAGAGGAUUGAUUGAAACGGUUACAAAAGGGAGAUUUCAAGAACAAAUUCUACAGUUGUUGCUCGUGUGAUCAACUCUCGCGUGCUCUCGCCAUGGCGGACAUUCAGACUUUAUGGACUUUAUUCUCCAAAAUGAUGCAGAUUAGAAAAAAUUGUGGGUAUAGAAUCCAAGCAAUUGCUAAAAAGUUUGGUAUUCUGCUCAGCCCCAAUUUCGGCAUCGAAAAUCUUCUUGACUUGCCUGCCGACCAGCUUAUGAAGGUUUUGAAUGACCUGUUGUCGAUGGAGUGCAACAAGCUCUUGAGAUAUGAAGAGGAAAUGGACAUCCUGAUGGUUCCUGCCUUAGAAAUUUCACUUCGGAUGGGACUAAAGUCCGUCGAUUUAACUGCGUUUCUUUCUUACUGUCCGAUUGAACUACAAUAUCAAUACUUUAAAUCGGCAGUGGUGCGGAUGUUUGAAAUAGCUCCCAACAUCGAGGAACUGAUUAUGACAAGCAAAAAAAAUAGAAUCGACAGAGACCCUGGCAUUGCUGUGGACACUGAGUUACUUCAAGCGCUCGGUAGAUUAGUACAGCUAAAACAUCUUCAAAUAGAUGACUUGUGCUACUUUGACGGACUGGACGACAUAUUUCAACUUGGCGAGCGCCUACAAGAGCUACAAUUUCUCAGCGUUUGUUUCCCAAAUGGCUUUGCUGACAUUGACUUUGAAGAGCAUCAAACAGCUGAAAAACUGAAAAAGAGCUUCCCAAAUCUGAAAGUUUUUAUCUACAACGCAUCUGCGGAAUAUCACUUGAGGCGAUUGUGCAUGGACCAUAUGCCUAACUUGCAAGUCAUUGAAACCUACGCAAAUAAGCUUUGUUCCAAGCACGACUACAACUCCGUGGCUCAUCUGGACCCAGAACGUCGUGGAACGUCAAACCUGCGCCAUUUGCUGGUGGAUUUUAGCCAAGAAGAGAGUACAAGUGAAAGCAUGCACUUGGAAUUCCCUCAUGUCAGUCAUUUAUGGAUUUUUUGGUUUGAAGAGGGCAACUGCGAUGAAAUCCAGUGGCAAAAUUUGUUAAAAUUCACCCACAUUGAGAGUCUGGAAAUGAGCUGCUUUCCACUGCCUGCAAUGAACUGCUUCUUGGACACCUAUGGGCCAAAUCUAUUGGCACUUAGCAUUAUCCAAGAAUACAAAGAUGAAUCCUCGUUGACCUUCCAACGAAUUUUCACUGCCUGCCCAAAAUUGGAAAAACUUAAACUUCGCACAACCAUAAUUUAUCCUGAGCCUAUAACCUUUUUCUCUCAUCUUGAAGAAGUAGAGUUGUCUUAUUGGUGUGCUUCUGAGGAGUUAACCAAUAUUCUGAGCGCACCCCAUCUGCAGAAGGUGACGUUGUAUGGCGAUUACUUCAGUGUGAAGGACAUUAAGAUGUUAAAAUCAUCAGUUAUCGAGAAGAAGGUUCUGCGAAAACUCAAAACGCUCAUCAUCCAAAUGGGAAUACCUUCCUGGGGUAGACUAACUGACGUCGAACAUUUUAAAGAAAUCAUGGAGUUGAUCAAAUGCGCCGCCGGUAGUGUGCCUCAACUUACUCACAUUAAAUUAUACUUAAAUUCUCGCCGAAGUGAGUACUCUAUUGUGGCAAGAAGUCUGAGGGACGGAAAAAUAGAUACUGGAGAAAUGCCAGAUGUUUCGGCCUUUUUUAGAAACAUGCAAAAUGAUGACAUUGCUGAGGAUUCAUUCAGUUGGUUUGUUGAUGAAGAACUCAUCAGCAUUCUUGACAACCUCCGAUAAUGCUAUAAACUUUGGCUAACCUAAAGUGUGUAACAACAAUAAAUUACUGAAUUUUGUUGACAAA
This is a messenger RNA of Cloeon dipterum, 1949 nucleotides long. RefSeq lists its product as uncharacterized. The record is from RefSeq and is a predicted model, not a curated record. The transcript is spliced from 5 exons. Bases 212 to 1885 code for a protein of 557 amino acids. NCBI's taxonomy places the organism in Eukaryota, Metazoa, Arthropoda, Insecta, Ephemeroptera, Baetidae.